GGGCCGUUGCUUCAGGCCGAGGGGUGGGGGUCUGGUUCAAACUCUGAUAGAAGGCCUACUCGCUGUAUGCCUUCUAUCAGAUUCAGCAUCUUUUAGAAAUGGGCCUUUUGUUCCAGUUUUAGUUUUGUCGAAUAUCUCCACCUAGCGAUAGACUCCCGCCGCCUUGUGACCUAUAUACCUAAAACUACAAAUACCAUAAUUAUUUCGCUAAAGAAGUAAGCAGUCAUGCGGAUGGAAACAGAGCUGGGCAUCCGCUGUGGUGCAAGAACAAGAAAGUUCGAGGAAAGAUGCAUGAAGAGAAUGACAGCACAGAAUGUUCUUCAAAAGAUACACGGAUUAUGUGCUGUAAAUCCGUGGAUGUGGCUGAAGUUGAUGCAGCAAAGGACCAAACCCCGAAAUUAUGCGGUUAUUUAAAUAAACUUGCUGGAAAGGGACCUUUAAGGGGAUACAAACCCAGGUGGUUCGUUUAUGAUCCCAGGAAGUGUUAUUUGUAUUACUUCAAGACUCCUCAGGACGCUCUGCCUCUGGGACAUAUAGAGAUAGCCGAUGCGUGCUUUAGCUAUGAUGUUGAGGGGGAUGAAGGGCAGUUCGAGAUCCGGACCUCGGGGAAGGAAUUUCUUCUCAAGGCCCCUAACAGGCAGGUGAUGCAUUACUGGCUCCAGCAGCUCCAGCAGAAACGCUGGGAGUUCAGUAAUACCAGGGGGUCUGGCCAGAGAGACAGCUGGAGCUCUCCAACCCUGCUCUACCCACACACGGGCCUGGUAGCCAAAGAUACAGAUGCUUUCCUCUUUGAGAAGUCCAGCGAGAGCAUGGAGAAAGUACGCAGUGACUUUUCCAUGGAGAUGGAUAUCGAAAGUAUGGUGGGGAUCCAGUCAGCCAGAGGACCAGCUGGCACAUCCACCCUCAACUCCCUCAAACACUGGGGCACAGAGAUCAGGAACUCAAUGUCGCACCUGCGGGCGGGGCGGGGCACGGACAACCGGCGCAGUGUUUUCUAUACAGGCAACUCGGAGGACUGGGAGCUGGUGGAUGCUCCAGCCAGGGACAGCCCUGAGCAGAAGCCUCACCCAGACACCCACAGACAUUCGAUUGUGUCGCAUUUCAACUUUGAUUUUGCACGUGCUACGCGCUCUAAGAGACCCUUCCUACGGGACAUGAUGGCCUCAGGGAAGUUUGGCCGUGGAACAGAGAGUCGCAGUCCAGAGAACUCCCCGGUGGAGUGUAAUGGCACCAAACCCAACAAGUUGCAGCUUCGUCCUCAGAUUCAGCAGGAAGAGCUGGGCCUUAUGCACCAGGAACAGGCCAAACUUCAAGAAGAGCUGGCAAGCCAGAAGGAGCUGGUGAGGCUUCUACAGCAGACCCUGAGGAGCUCCCAGUUUGAACAAUAUCUAGCAGGCAGCCCUACUGCGGUCUCAACCCCAGGUCAAGAUUCAAGCCUAGAACCAGGCCCAGGGGGAGACCAGGAACGAGCCCAGGCCCAGGCUCUCUUCCAGGAGAGAGAGGAGCAGAUCAAGGCCCUGUGUGGCCACUUGGAGCGGCUUGGCCUGGAGAAGGAGAGCCUACAGCAAGAGCUGAAGAGCCUGAAAAUCAAGGUGGGUGAGAUCAAUGACCAGCUGGGAAUGCUGAUGGAGACCAUCCAGGCCAAGGAUGAAGUCAUCAUCAAGCUCUCCCAGCAAAGUGGUGAGGGUUGGGACGGAUCCCCAGAGGGCAGCUCACCACCCCCUAACAAGGACCAGCAGGAACUACACAACCUCAAGGACAGUCUUGAAGGAUACAAGUCUCAGAACAAGUUCCUGAACAAAGAGAUCCUGGAGCUUACCGUUCUACGCAGGAAUGCAGAGAGCAGAGAGAAAGCAAUGGAGGCAAAGUACACAGUCCUAGAGGCCCAGCUGUGCCAGGUGGAAAGUAAGUACCUGGUUCUGCUCCAGGAGGUGAAGACCCCAGUGUGUUCAUCCUCAGAGCAGACUCAGGCCAGCGAGGUAAUCUCCAGAUUGCUAGAGGACGCCCUGCAAGUUGAGACCGCUGACGUGCAAGAACACACCAUCAUCAAGCCACAUCCCGUCAGUGAGUAUGACGUGUAUGGCUUCAAAACGGUCCCUGAGGAGGAGGAUGAGGAGGAGAAGCUGGUGGCCAAAGUGAGGGCCCUGGACCUGCAUUCACUCUCCCUGACCGACCAGGAGGUAUCUGUGGGGGUGAAGUGGGAGAACUACCUUUCCAGCAUCAUGAACAGGGAGAUGGUGCGCUCCCCAGAGCUCAAGACCCUGAUGCGAAACGGCGUGCCUCAUGUGCACCGUUCCAAAGUGUGGCGCUGGUGCGUGGCCUUCCAUGUCAAGAAAUUCCGUGACAGUUUAGCGACAGACUAUUAUGAAACCCUCCUGCGUGUGGCCCGGGAGAAACCCAACCCAGCCUCCAAACAGAUCGAGCUGGACCUGCUGCGAACUCUUCCUAACAACAAGCACUACUCCUCCCCCAGCGCAGAUGGCAUCCAGAAACUCAGGAACGUUCUGAUGGCCUUCUCCUGGAGGAACCCAGACAUUGGCUACUGCCAAGGCCUCAACAGGCUGGCAGCCAUUGCGCUUCUCUAUCUAGACCAGGAAGAUGCCUUUUGGUGCCUCAUAGCCAUUGUAGAAGUCUUCAUGCCUCGGGACUACUACACCAAGACUCUGCUGGGCUCACAGGUUGAUCAGCGUGUGUUUAAGGACUUGAUGAGUGAGAAGCUGCCCAGACUCCAUUCACACUUUGAGCAGUAUAAGGUUGACUUCUCCCUCAUCACUUUCAACUGGUUCCUGGUAGUGUUUGUGGACAGUGUGGUCAGCGACAUCCUCUUCAAGAUAUGGGAUGCCUUCCUCUAUGAGGGGCCUAAGAUCAUAUUUCGCUGUGCCCUUGCGCUCUUCAAGUACAAAGAGGAGGAGUUUUUGAAGUUGCAGGAUUCCAUGGCUAUAUUCAAGUACCUCCGCUGUUUCACACGCACAAUCCUGGACUCAAGAAAGCUGAUGAACAUGGCCUUUGUGGACAUGAACCCAUUUCCUCUGAGGCAGAUCCAGAACAGACGCACCUUCCAUCUGGAGAAGGUCCGCUUGGAGCUAACAGAGCUGGAGGCCAUCCGACAGACCUUCCUCCGGGAGAGGGAGAGCACUAUGGAUGGAAGGACCUACAUCAGUGAGGAUGAGGAAGACAACUAGCUAGCUGGCAAUGUGGUAAUGAUUCAAUUUCUCUGGCUCAUGUACAGUACAAACCAAACAAGGAGAGAGGAAUUUACGUUUUUUGACUAUAGUGUUGGGUACAACAUGUCUUGCAAGCCAAGCCAAUUGCAUGCUCUGUUUACUGCCUGAGAGGUGAAGCUGGCAGCCUGCUUUUCAUGAAGCUCUGUGGACCAAAAUGUUAUUACCCAACUGUUUUUGUAUCAGUAUUCCAUCCAUCUUUUGUAAAUGUCUUAAUUAGUCUUUGUUUGUUUGUGUUUUGGUCAAGGGACUGAGAGCUAAGAGGUUGGAAUACCAAACAGAAUUAUUUUGAGUAUGUUCAGUUCCAUAUUACAAUUUGUUUGCAAGCUCAGACUUAAGUAUAUUCAAAGAAAGAGUCUUUGGAGUACAGAGCUUUUCUUAGUGGAGGGAGAGAUUGUAUUUUCAAUGAUAAAACAUUCUAUAGCUUUUGAGAUGAAACUUCACUGGCAUGUUUUAGACUUUUCUAAGUUACUGUUUACUAACUCCUGAGUAAGAAUCAUACUCUAGGAGAUUCCUUAUGUCUGUCAAGCACUUGAAUCACUUUGACACAGUUUCCAUAAAUACUAAAUCAGGAGUGUUCCACAGGGUUUCUUGUUAUUACAGAUGGAAGAGGUAAAGGAAUAGUAGCCUACCUGGAACCACACCGGUUCCAGGUACUUUCACAACUGCACACAUAAUGGGGACUGAACUUACUAUGUUAUACUUAAUUUUCACACACCUUUCCUCCCCAUUAUUUGACAUUUUGACAAUGAUUGACCAAAUGUGUCCACGAUUUUGUUUAGACAAUUUGGGUACGUUCCUCAAUGUUAAACUUGGAUUGCGUGUAUGGCACCAUAUCGAGGAACUAUCGUUUUUAGGCCUGUCAUGUCAGUUCACAUGUUCACCUCUAAGAGGCAGUAUUGGCUAGGCCAACCCUGGUCCUCGAGAGCCUCAGUCCUGCAUGUUUUAGAUGUUUCCCUGCUCCAGCACACCUGA
This is a messenger RNA of Hypomesus transpacificus, 4196 nucleotides long. It is a transcript of the gene tbc1d2b, whose product is annotated as TBC1 domain family, member 2B. NCBI's taxonomy places the organism in Eukaryota, Metazoa, Chordata, Actinopteri, Osmeriformes, Osmeridae. The record is from RefSeq and is a predicted model, not a curated record. The transcript has 13 exons. Bases 288 to 3182 code for a protein of 964 amino acids.